CCGCGCACCGCCAUCGGGGACCGGCGGCCCCGCCGUCCGCGCGGCGCCUCCGCCAGAUUGUGCCAAGGAGUAAGCCAGCUUUUUGUAUCCUAGCAUGGCAAAUGAAGAAGAUGAUCCAAUUAUACAAGAGAUCGAUGUGUUCCUGGCCAGAAGUCUGCUGGAGAAGUUGUAUCUGUUUCAGUAUCCAAUUCGUCCAGCUUCCAUGACAUAUGAUGAUGUUACACAUUUAUCAGCGAAGAUAAAACCAAAGCAGCAAAAGGUUGAACUGGAAAUGGCCAUUGACACUUUGAAUCCAAACUACUGUCGCAGCAAAGGAGAACAGAUUGCUCUCAAUGUAGAUGGCACUUGCACAGAUGAAACAAGUACCUAUUCCUCGAAGCUGAUGGACAAACAAACUUUCUGCUCUUCACAAGCUGCAAGUAAUGUUUCCCGCUAUGCAGCUGCUGUUUAUAGAAAAGGUGAACUUCACCUGACUCCACUGCACGGAAUUCUUCAGCUGAGGCCAAGUUUCACCUACUUGGACAAAGCUGAUGCAAAACACCGCGAAAGAGAAGCUGCUAAUGAAGGUGGUGAUUCAUCCCAGGAUGAAGCUGAAGAUGACGUUAAGCAAAUUACUGUACGGUUUUCCCGCCCUGAGACUGAGCAAGCUCGUCAAAGACGUGUUCAGUCCUAUGAAUUCCUGCAGAAGAGACAAGCAGAAGAGCACUGGGUUCAUCUCCAUUAUUAUGGCUUGAAGGACAGCCGUUCAGAACAUGAGCGCCAGUAUUUAUUCAGCCAAGGUCACGGCCUUGCUGAGAAUACAGAAUUAAUAAAAUCUCCCAGUGAAUAUUUAAUGAUGCUGAUGCCUCCAAGUGUAGAGGAAGAGAAUAGCAAACCAGUGGCUCCAAGCAACGUGCUUUCUAUGGCCCAGCUGAGAACUUUACCCCUUGCUGAUCAGAUCAAGAUCCUGAUGAAGAACGUGAAGGUGAUGCCAUUUGCAAACCUGAUGAGUUUGCUGGGCUCUGGGACAGAUUCUACAGCAGUUCUCCGCUGCAUACAGCAGGUGGCGAUGCUGGUCCAGGGAAACUGGGUGGUGAAGAGCGAUGUGCUCUACCCUAAAGACACUUCCAGUCCACAUAGUGGAGUCCCUGCAGAAGUGCUUUGUAGAGGGAGAGACUUUGUUAUGUGGAAGUUCACACAGGACCGCUGGGUUGUACGAAAGGAAGUGGCGGCAGUUACAAAACUUUGCCCUGAAGAUGUGAAAGACUUCCUAGAGCACAUGUCUGUGGCAAGAAUAAACAAAGGUUGGGAGUUCAUGCUCCCUUAUGAUGAAGACUUUGUUAAGAAGCAUCCAGAUAUAGUUCAGAGGCAACGUAUGCUGUGGAUGGGCAUUCAGGCCAAAUUAGAAAAAGUCUACAAUCUUGUAAAGGAACACUUGACACCAAAGAAGCAAGAGCCACAAUCAGGCCAUCCAUUGCUGGUUUCUGGGGAGCAAAGAGUCAACAUGGCAAAAGCGAAAGUCAAGCAGAACUAUGGGCAGCUAGAGAAGGAGUUCCAGAAGCAAAAGGCAGAACUGAAAUCAAGUGACACUUCAUCCAAGAUAGAUGUUUCUAAUAUCCACAUUAAAGAGGAGCCUGUGAGUGACGAGGAGCCCAUGGACACCUCAGUGUACGAAGGCCUGAACAACGGCAUUGUCAACGGCCUCCACAUGGAGGAGGACUCCACAGACUCCUUAAAUGGCCACUUGCCUGGAGGCUGCAGCGAUCGGGUAGCCCAAGAACUGAAGGCAUUUGUGUCCUCAACGUUUAGGAAACAAUUUGUGCUCACCUUGAGUGAGCUUAAACGGUUGUUUAACCUUCAUUUAGCCAGUCUGCCUCCAGGACACAUAUUGUUCAGUGGCAUUUCAGACAAAAUGUUACAGGACAUGGUGUUAGACAUUGGCUGCAAACAGAUUUUGGUGCCUUUUCCUCCACAGACUGCUGCUUCACCAGAUGAGCUAAAGGUUUAUGCACUUUGGGAAGCCGGUGACAUUUAUGAUCAGCAUCGCCAAGUUUUGCUUGAAAUUUUUUCGAAAAAUUAUCGAGUGCGCAGAAAUGUCAUUCAGAAUCAGCUGAGUCAAGACCUCAACAAGCAGGAGGUGGAUAGAGUGCUAAAGGACUGCUGUGUGAGCUAUGGUGGAAUGUGGUAUCUUAAAGGGACUGUGCAGUCUUGACGGCAGCUGUGGCGGUUUCUGUGCUUCAGAUGCUCUCCUGGAUGAAAGAGGAAACCUGCGGUGGGCGGCACAGACAGUAAUGCUGUGGCCUCAGGAGUGCGGGGCAGGAGCUGACCUACUUUGGGGCAUGUGGCAUUGCAGACAGUCACUGACAUCACAGCACACUCACACAUAUGUUUGCAUGGCCGCCUGGGUGCAGCGAGCAACUGGGAAGACAACACGGGACCCUGUCUGCAGUUUGAUUAAUCUGGGAUUUCUAAUGUAUUUUGCUUCUCCUUCUCUUUCCUUAUAAUAAAAUAAAACCAUAUACUGACACAGACAUGAUGGAAAAUCAUGGUCUAAUAUUUUAUUUUGUAAGUAAGUGAUGCCAAUAAAUUAAAUUUGUUUACAAACAUCCCAGGUUCUGUUAAAUACCUAGAUGCUCAGGCAUUAGUCUGAGCAUUACAACAGCCCUUGCCGCCUUCCUUUACAACAAGGGUAGUGAUGUUCAUGGGCACAUCAGGGCAGGGAGGGGGGGAUACAAAAUCAUUGUCUUUAAACAUUGUAUGACAUAGCAACUGUUCUCACCUGGUGUCUGUAAAAUGAACUGUCUGAAAAAGUACUUACACUUGAAAUAGAUGUGAAACAACUACUGGAUGUCUUAUUGAUGUGGGUUUUGGUUGAUGGAGUUUUGCCUUACUGUGUGCAAAGGUAAGUGCACCAUGUGCAAGGCAUCCAGCUGCAGUUAUCACACUUGGCAACAAUGUAAAACCUCUAUUUUGUGUAACUUUUUUAAAAAUAAAAUUUUAUCUUGAAGGUCA
Centrocercus urophasianus (Greater sage-grouse) is the source of this 2991-nucleotide messenger RNA. It is a transcript of the gene POLR3E, whose product is annotated as RNA polymerase III subunit E. Bases 95 to 2191 code for a protein of 698 amino acids. The transcript is spliced from 21 exons. NCBI's taxonomy places the organism in Eukaryota, Metazoa, Chordata, Aves, Galliformes, Phasianidae. The record is from RefSeq and is a predicted model, not a curated record. Gene Ontology annotation, cellular component: nucleus; RNA polymerase III complex. Gene Ontology annotation, biological process: DNA-templated transcription.